AUGGGUACAAAACUCGUCGCGCACCACGGCGAUGUCGACCGCCAAACGCCGCCCGAACAAGGAGAGGAACCGACUUCGGCGGAAGUCGUGACACCGCCCAGUGCCAGCUACAGCUUAGCGGGGAGCAGACAGGCAGGGGUUACAUCAGAAGACCGGUCCAUAACCCCUGGACCAGGACGCUACAACAGUACUGACCUGAGCGUCUACCUCACACGACGGCCGUCCUUCUCUAUGCAGAGCCGGACUACUCGGGCCAGCGAUCAGUCUCAGAAGCCUGGGCCAGGGACCCACAGCCCGAAGAAGGUCCUGCUCCACCUCCCCAGAACUCCUGCCUUCUCCCUGGGCAUCACACACUUGGAGUUCCUUACUCCUCUGGUGGUGGUUGUUUCCGACUGAUUUUUAUUGGAGUUUCACACGGAGUUUGUGGAAAUGCUGGAGUCAAUUCUGAGUGAAAUACCACUGUGUUGUUUUAAUGAGCACAUUUAGCACAAUGUUGGAAACAUGCUUUACAAAUAAAGUGUUUUUAUUAUCAUU
This is a messenger RNA of Salvelinus fontinalis (brook trout), 534 nucleotides long. RefSeq names its product outer dense fiber protein 3-like. Bases 1 to 396 code for a protein of 131 amino acids. The transcript is spliced from 3 exons. Lineage: Eukaryota; Metazoa; Chordata; Actinopteri; Salmoniformes; Salmonidae. The record is from RefSeq and is a predicted model, not a curated record.